GGAACAUCAAACAUGUGGUCAAGUAGAAAAAAUAAAGUUGUAUCACAUGCAUUGAUCAAAGUUGUACAUUUCAAAAAGGGCACACCCAUCUUCACCUCUUCUCUCUUAUACAAGUUGCAACGUUACCUACUGUAAAUCCAAAAUUCAUCAUUCCUCACUAUACCUAACCUUUUCCGACCAUUUUGUGAUAUUUUUCUGUUACACUCGUGUGACACUCUUUACCGUUUUGAUAUUACAACAAAAUUAUAAGUGAAUUUUGAUUCAUGAAUAUAAAACAUUUUCAUUUCGAUUUAAAGUUUCUUUUUAUUUAUUUGGCCAAUCCUAACAAUGGUAUCGUUUUCAUUCUUGUUUUCUUCCCCCCAAUUAAAAAUUUGUUUUUACCAUUAAUUUAUUCUGUGUUGGAGGGCCCCUAAAUUUAGGAAUUUGGACCUUCAGCCGACUCAAACAAGCCAACUUGGUUACAGCCACACUCUUUCGUAUAAUUAUCAUUUUUUAUUUAAUAAUAUUAUCAUUUUCCCUCAACAUCCUUUUUUUCCAUAUCCAUCCCCCUUCUUCAUUCCAUUUCUUCUUGUUCAUUUCGCUUUUUUUUUUAGCAAUUAGCUUUUCUCUUUGCUUCUCUGAUUCUCUCCCUCUCAUCUCUUCUUCUUCUUCUUCCUUCGGAUUACCCAAAAUCCCUGAAAAAAGGUGAGGAAGGAAAAAAAUAAACCAAACAAAACAAAAGAAGGUAAGAAUCAGGAGGAAUUCCAUGGCGCAGAAGAGAGAUAAAGAAGAGACGGAGCUGAAGGUGCCGGAAUCUCUUCCUCUAUGCACGCCGACGAUUCCUGUUCCCCAACCUCCUCCGCCUCAGCUCACCGGGUCAACCGAUGAUUCCCGAUCUAAUUCCGCCAGGUCGCCGGAGACCUCAGAUCCGAACCGCGCUUCCGUCCAAGCUCGAUCUCUGCCGGAUCGAUCGGAUCUGGGUCAGUUAGAGGCGGAUAAACAAGAAGGGACCUCCGUGGAGGUAAAUCGGUCGUUGAAAAGGCCGAGGGAGGCUGCAGCGAACCGGUGUUCGUGCUCCGGCUGCCGGAGGAAGCUCGGGCUGAUGGGAUUCCGAUGCCGGUGCGGAGAUAUGUUCUGUUUCGAGCAUAGGUACACCGAUCGGCACGAUUGCAGUUACGAUUACAAGGCCGCCGGCCGGGAGGCCAUCGCUAAGGAGAAUCCGGUGGUCAAAGCUGCUAAGAUUCUCAAAGUUUGAACUCCACCAAAAAAAAGAAAGAAAAAAUUGGAUUCAUCGUAAUCAAGAAGAUUUGAUUUACAACAACAAUUUACACGGACCCGAAAAAGCUUAUUGAGUCAACUCAACUCAGAUCAGCUCAGCUGGAAACGCCGGCGAAAGGGGGGGCGGGGAAAAGGGGUUGUUUAAUUCUUAUUCUAUGUAUUCCGGUGAUUGUACGGGAGAUCGGAGGGGAGGGGGUGGUUGUUUGUUUUCCGGUUGUAAAUUUGACAGACGAUUGAGGGUAUUAUUGUCACUUGAAUUUCAUUUUUACUUUAUCAUCAUCAUCAUAUUGAUUAUUGUGGUAGUGGAAAUUUUUUCUUUCCUUUUUUUUUUUUUUCCUAGUCUUAUUAUUUGUUGAUCAAUUGAUUUUAAUUCUUUAUUAUUAGAAAGAAAUAUUUCUGAGUUUAUCUUUUACAUUUUGUAGGUGAAUGAAUCUCUCUCUAUUAUUGGGUUGGGUUGGGGAAAGAGGAAAAAAUAACAAACAAUCUAAUUUUAAUUAAAAUUGGUCACAUCGAAGGUGUAAUAUAUAAUGGUUUAAGCUGGUUGGAGAACAUAACAUGUGAUUCUACGAUAGCGUGUUGGCGUGUCAAAUUUCGUCCCGUUCGUCUUUGGUGUUGGGGGAUGUGGUGGGGUGCUGCCAAGAUGGUUCCAAUAGUCAACUACAAAUGGACAGAAUUUUUUUGUAAUAGAUAUGCCGUUGCGGCAAAUGAAGUGUUGGUUUAGUGCUAAAGUCAUCCUUACUCGCAUCAUGAGUUCAAACCUUCACUCCAACAUAAGUGAUGAUUUAGUGCUAAAGUCACUCUUGCUCGCAACUCACAAGAGGAAGUCAUGAGUUCAAAUCUUCACUCCAACAUGAGUGAGGGAGCGACUCUAACUUUGUCAAUUAGUACCUCUAAUUCUCACUGUUAUUUGUGCGGGGUUCCGAUAUUAUAUAUAUAAAAAAAAGGAUAUGCCUUCACAAAUGUCUCCAAAUAAUUGUUCUAUUUGAAUUAAAAUUUUGGUUCUCAAUAUAUAUCAUAAUUUUUGGAGAGGGAGUAAUUAUAUUGAACGUGUACAUAUUAAACAUUCUUCAGUUUGUAUGGAUUUGUUA
Oldenlandia corymbosa var. corymbosa is the source of this 2345-nucleotide messenger RNA. Lineage: Eukaryota; Viridiplantae; Streptophyta; Magnoliopsida; Gentianales; Rubiaceae. The record is from the annotation of a GenBank genome assembly.